AUGGGGAAGGCCGGGAGAUGGCUGAGGAGCAUCUUGGCGGGGAAGAAGGACGGCGGCAGGAGGAGGGGGAACAAGCAGGGGCAGUGUGACGCCACGCCUCUGGCCGAGCUGCCGGCAGCGUCGAGCCCGAGGGAGAAGAAGCGGUGGAGCUUCCGGAAGCCGGGGAAGGCCGCCACGCCGUCACCGUCGACCCCGGAGCCAAGCGCUGCCGGCGGUGUGUCCGUAUCGGUGUCGGAGCGCGAGCUUGAGCAGAGCAAGCACGCCGUGGCGGUGGCCGUAGCGACCGCGGUGGCUACCGAUGCCGCAGUGGCUGCGGCUGCCGCGGUGAUACGGCUGACGGCCGCCGAGGCGGAGGACGAGCUGUAUGCAUGCCCCAUCGAGGAGACCGCAGCCUCAAAAAUCCAGGCCACCUUCAGAGGCUACUUGGCCAGGAAGGCUCUAUGCGCGCUGAGGGGGUUGGUGAAGCUGCAGGCGCUGAUCAGGGGCCAGCUUGUAAGGAAGCAAGCACACGCCACGCUCCGCCGCAUGCAGGCCCUCCUCAUGGCGCAGACCCGCCUGCGCGCGCAGCGCAUGCGCAUGAUCGAGGACGAUGAUGGCUAUACAGCAAACGUCGCUACUACGGUCGAACGCCGGUCGCCGCAGCACCCAAGGCGCCGCCGCUCCUACGAGAUGGACAGGUCCGGCGAGGAGCACGCCAAGAUCGUGGAGAUGGACACUUGGGGCCCGCCUAGGCCGGGGCGGAGCAGCUGCUCGGUCGAGUCGAGGGAACGGCGGCGAGCAGAGUACUACGGCGCCGGCCAGUGCUCGCCCGCGCCGUCGGCGGCAUUCACCGAGCACUUCGAGUACUUGGAGCCGGCGACAGCGCGUGUGGGCCCGUACGUGCCGGCCUCCGUCGACGACGACGGCGAGUCCGUAUCGGAGUUCUUCCCCAACUACAUGGCCAACACCCAGUCGUCGCGCGCCAAGGCCCGGUCCCAGAGCGCGCCGAGGCAGAGGCCCUACUCGCCGUCGCCGCUCGACCGGCAGCCGAGCCGUCGCCGCGGCGGCGCUGCGCCCGUGCCGAGGAGCGUCAAGAUGCAGCGUUCGUCGUCACACGUCGGGGUGCCGUCCUCGGCAGCCGGCGACUACGCGCAGUACCAGCACCAGCACUACCCAUGGUCAGUGAAGCUGGACCGGUCCAGCGUGUCGCUCAAGGGCAGCGAGUGCGGGUCGACGAGCUCCGUCCUCACUGCGGCCACCACCGUCGGUUACUGCCGUUCCCUCGUCGGAUUCGAGGUGCAAAGAAGCCAGUACUGA
This is a messenger RNA of Lolium rigidum, 1296 nucleotides long. RefSeq names its product protein IQ-DOMAIN 19-like. The transcript is spliced from 4 exons. The coding region runs from base 1 to 1296 and encodes 431 amino acids. The record is from RefSeq and is a predicted model, not a curated record. Gene Ontology annotation, molecular function: protein binding. Lineage: Eukaryota; Viridiplantae; Streptophyta; Magnoliopsida; Poales; Poaceae.